AGCCACGUUACAGAGGACGGAGAGGGAACCGAAGAAGCGGACAGUGCCCAAUCCCCAUGUCAAAGUGCCGUUUCUCUCCUGCCAGCGAUGUAGUCCGACUAGCCCGCAGCGUGACAGCCGUCGGGACGACACUCAACCCGGAUACGUGAAGCUUUCCGACAGAAUGGCGAACUGUACACGGGAUAAUCCGACUUCCCCGUGUUGUUGAUCACAGCGAGUUCAUCCAGAAAUAACCAACAGCAGCUGGCUAAGGAGUUAGCACUCCGCUAGCGCUAGCAGCCAGCUGCCUCACCGCUGUCCACGGACAGGAAGGCCGCCGCGCCGGGUGGGGAUUUAACUUUCUCCCCUGACGUCUGGACGGAACCAGCGCCGCUGUCACUGAUAGACGGGCGUUGAACUGGUUUCGGUAAGAAUGGAUAAAUCUCUAGGGAUACGCGAGGACGUGUGCUUGGGAACGGUGAGAGGUGAGGAGCUGAGGUCGGGCCAGAAGGAGCCCAGGCUGCUGUCUCUAAUUGAACGCAAUGGGGAGUUUAUAUUGUGUGUUUUGGCCUCCCCGGACACUGUUGUGUCCUGUCCAGUGGCUCAGCUGUCUAUUCCCAUCAAUGGUAAUUUUAAAAUUGUACGAGAAGCUGAAGAGGCUCUUCUUAUAGACUUCUCAUCAGGUUCCUCUGUAAAGAUACGAGUUAAAGGGGAGAAAGCCCCAGAGCUGCUGCUGGAACUGCAGGAUGAUGAUCGGACCCAGACUUUCCUCACACAAGUGAAGAGUGCUCAGCAGCAAGUUCAAUCGAACCACACAAAACUGAAAGCAAUGGAGCCAACUCCUCCACCAUUCCCGCGAGGCACUGACCCCAUCCCUCCGCAGAGAGCAAACAAGACGGCUAACUCUGUCAGCUCUGGAGCGAAUCCACCUAAACCUACCAGUGCACUGCCUCCCAACGUCAGCACUACAAGAAAUCAGACUAAAGCAGUUCAGUCACUUGCCUCAGACCUUGGCUUAGUGGAAAAUUUCAACCACACUGUUAAAAUAGAGGAAAAGAAAAACCACCAGAAUCGCUUGGUGGCCUCUAGGGAGCCUCCUCCUGUUCCCCCUUUGCCUCCUCGCAAAGCCUCUCAGAGUCCAUCGACCCGAAUGGAGAGGCAGCCUUCGUGGUGCGACAGCCCCACCACCAACACCAUGAGACAGGCCGUGCUCUCCAGCCAGGCAGGACAAAGAGAAUACCUGAUCAAGCACCGCAUGGGUAAAAAGGAGCGCGAGUAUGUGGAUAUCCAGAACUUCAGGUUUUUCAUAGGCACCUGGAAUGUGAAUGGCCAGGCUCCAGACUGCAGCCUUGAGCCAUGGCUCUGCUGUGACAAAGAAGCUCCUGAUGUGUAUGCUCUGGGCUUUCAAGAGUUGGACCUGAGCACUGAAGCGUUCUUCUACAUGGACUCAUCCAAGGAGCAGUUGUGGGUGGAAGCUGUGGAGAACUGUUUGCUGAAAAAAGCCAGGUACAAGAAGAUUUGGAUCAUACGACUAGUUGGGAUGAUGCUUAUGGUUUUUGUCAAGAAGAAUCUCAAGAAUCACAUUAAAGAAGUGGCUGCAGAGCAUGUGGGGACAGGAAUCAUGGGAAAAAUGGGGAACAAAGGAGGCGUGGCAGUGAGGUUUGUCUUUCACAACACAAGUUUCUGCAUUGUAAACUCUCAUCUAGCGGCACAUGUGGAGGAUUUUGAGCGGCGCAACCAGGACUACAAAGACAUCUGUGCUCGCAUGACGUUCCACCUGCUGGACCACCCGCCUCUUAGUAUCGUCAAGCAUGAUGUAGUCAUCUGGCUGGGGGAUUUGAACUACCGUCUAUGCAAUUUCACUGCUAGCGAAGUCAAACAGCUCAUUGCUCAGAAUGACUUGAAGACGCUUCAGAAGUUUGACCAGCUGAACAUGCAGCGGCUGACUAAGAGAGCAUUCACAGAUUUUAUUGAGGGAGAGGUAAACUUCAUUCCCACAUACAAGUACGACCCAAAAACAGAUCAGUGGGACUCAAGUGGCAAGUGUCGUGUCCCGGCUUGGUGUGACAGAAUUCUGUGGCGAGGAAGUUAUGUCGAUCAGCUCCAAUACCGAAGUCACAUGGAGCUACAAACUAGUGACCAUAAGCCCGUCAGCUCCCUCUUCAGUAUAGGGGUGAAAGUGGUAAAUGAGCAGCGUCACAAAAAGGUGUUUGAGGACAUUGUUCGGGCAAUGGACAGAAUGGAGAACGAUUUCCUUCCAUCUGUGUCUCUAAGCAAGAGAGAAUUUAUAUUUCAAAAUGUAAAAUUCCGACAGCUCCAGAAAGCGCCCUUCCAAAUAACGAAUGACGGCCAGGUCCCCUGUCACUUCGCCUUCAUCCCCAAACUCAGUGACUCGCAGUAUUGCAAGUCGUGGCUUCGUGCGGAGCCAAGUGACGGAUUCUUAGAACCAAACGAGACCCUGGAGAUCUAUCUGGAGGUUUAUGUCAGUAAGGACUCCGUCACACUGCUGAACUCUGGAGAGGACGAGAUAGAGGAAAUUCUGGUUCUCCAUCUGGACCGUGGCAAAGACUAUUUCAUUACCAUCACCGGCAACUACUUGCCCAGCUGCUUUGGCACGUCGCUGGAGACACUGUGCCGCAUGAAGAAGCCCAUAAGAGAGAUCCCCAUCACUAAACUCAUUGACCUGGGAGAGGACAGCUACAUGGAAAAGGAAAAGUCAAAAAUGAACUUCCUGAUGGUGGAUGGUACAAGUACUGAGGACAAACCUCUAAAGAUCCCCAAGGAGGUGUGGAUUCUGGUCAACCACCUCUUUACCAAGUCUUGUGAUCAGGAGGACUUGUUCCAAACACCAGGCCUUCAAGAGGAGCUGCAGAGCAUCAUCGACUGUCUGGACACCAGCAUCCCAGACUCCAUCCCUGGUUGCAACCACUCGGUGGCUGAGGCUCUGCUGAUCUUCUUGGAGGCGUUGCCGGAGCCCGUGUUGUGUUAUGAACUCUACCAACGGUGCCUCGACUGCUCUCACGACAGCCGCCUCUGCAAACAGUUGAUCGCCCAGUUGCCCCGGGCUCAUCGCAAUGUGUUUCGCUAUCUAAUGGCUUUUCUGAAGGAACUCCUCAGACACUCACACAACAACAACUUAACAGCCAGCCUCAUAGCUUCACUCUUUGCCAGCCUCCUCAUCCGACCGCCUCCAAACCUGGUGGGCAGACAGACACAACACGAUCGGCAGAAAGCCAUUGACUUCAUUCUGGGAUUCCUCAUGGCAGGAGACGAGGAGUAAAUAAAAAAAACAAAGCUCCACCACUGCAUCAGUGUGGUUUGGAGCUGGAGGACUUGAUCCACCUGGUAUUCGUCAUCUUUUGGAGGCCAGUGCAGCCCUUCACAGAUUCUCAUGUGCAGCAUGACAUGCAAUGAUUUUACUAGUGUUACAUCUUCAACAGUUACAGUAUAACCACAAGCUGAACCUGGACACAUUUGGAACUGAUGCCUAUGCACUUUGUGAUGACCUGUAAGACCUGUGCCUCCAGAACAGAUUGGUCCCCAACCUUAUCUGACAUUUACUAAUGUAGGUGCUCAUGCCAAAAUAAUCCCUGAACAGUGCUGGUAAGAAACAGGAGAACACUAUGUACUAUAGAUACUUAGAGAAAGAAUUGAUUACACUAAAGAAAAUAAUUUUCUAAUGUAAGAAUUACACUGAACACAAAUACACUGUUAAAAUCUUAAAGUAGUAAGAAACAAGUUUAUUGUUUAAGUCCUUGCGCUAAGAAUGUUUAAGCUUAUGGUUAAUCCUGACAAUCAUGCAUUUCAGCUGAGUUGACAAUAUUCAAACAUCUGAAGAAAUUGUUUGUCACCAUAUCCGUUGUAUUUUAAGUGUUAUUUAUAUAUAUUUUUCCAAAGUUUGCACCACAUGUAGUUUGUGGUUCCAGUAAGAGUUUGUUUUCAGAUUCGCUGAAUGUCUAGUGCUCAUAACUUGUUUUUUUAACGAUGCUAUACAGUAGAUAACUACAUUGUGAAAGUGUGACCUGCUUCUGUUGAACCUUUUGCCGUGAGCCUUACACCUUGUUUAACCAGUUCGGCAGGAGUUGAGUUAAGCAACGAGCCUGACGCACCAACUUCCUGGUCAACCGGAAUCAAGUCACGAGUCAUUCUGUGGUACUUAGUCAUGUAUAAUGUAAAUAUUGUAGUGAAAGUUUCCCCGUCUCAUGGGUUUUUGACUGUCAGCAUGGUGAUGGUGUGUACAGCUUUUGUCACUGCGGUCGUACUGACAAUGUUUGUGUUUACGUGUCUGUUUUUCUGCCACAUCUUAAAGCUCGUCCUCCGUUGUCUUAGGCCUCUGUGAUGCCUGGAUACAGCUGUGUAGCUCUAAGUGAUGCGGGAUUCAGUAGCUUAUUAGUGUGAGGGAUGAACCUUAAACAUUAGAGCCACAUGAUGAUGGGAUCAUGGAACAUCUGUGCUAUGUGCACUGAAAUGUAUUUCCGUUUUAACCAAGUAAUAUUAUUAUUAGCUUCCCCAUAACAUCAUAACAAAGUAUUGACCUUGACUUCCCCAGCUUUGUAUUGCUUAUAGUUUUGAAAGGCUCUGAGGUUUUGAUCCUGGACACUGAGUUCUGUAUCAAAAGCCUUAUCCCAUAAUGCAGCAACACUGACAAUCAUGACGCUUGAGAGGACGAGCGUGCGGUCCGAAACCAGCUCGCAUCUCUCUUCUCCUGCCUCAUUGCCAUGAAAGCAGUUUUACUUCUGUCGGCCUCAGCUGAGCUGAUCACCAGAGACCGGUCCGAAUCGGUUUCUGGUCAGACAGAUUUGGGAGAAACAUUCAUUCCCCGUGUUAAAGCAAAGAUCUGUAUCGCCUGUAACGUCUGGUUGUCUUUUGCCGCUGUACAAGCUGAUGUAUCUGUGGAGUUGUGCAUUUGUUUUCACUUCUGUCCCAGUCUGUUCAUGACACUCACGGUUAUUUAAAGGUACACAAGGAAACAUGUUAGAGUCUAGGUUUUUGGUACUUUUAAUUUAUUUAACAGAAAUAAACCUAUGUACAAAGCC
This is a messenger RNA of Betta splendens (Siamese fighting fish), 5015 nucleotides long. RefSeq names its product OCRL inositol polyphosphate-5-phosphatase (gene ocrl). The coding region runs from base 413 to 3259 and encodes 948 amino acids. Gene Ontology annotation, biological process: phosphatidylinositol dephosphorylation; signal transduction. Lineage: Eukaryota; Metazoa; Chordata; Actinopteri; Anabantiformes; Osphronemidae. Gene Ontology annotation, molecular function: inositol phosphate phosphatase activity; phosphatidylinositol-4,5-bisphosphate 5-phosphatase activity. The record is from RefSeq and is a predicted model, not a curated record. The transcript is spliced from 23 exons. Gene Ontology annotation, cellular component: cytoplasm; membrane.